This is a messenger RNA of Hibiscus syriacus, 1598 nucleotides long. Its product is annotated as lysine histidine transporter-like 8. The transcript has 5 exons. NCBI's taxonomy places the organism in Eukaryota, Viridiplantae, Streptophyta, Magnoliopsida, Malvales, Malvaceae. Bases 13 to 1575 code for a protein of 520 amino acids. The record is from RefSeq and is a predicted model, not a curated record. Gene Ontology annotation, cellular component: plasma membrane.
CAUAUAGAAAAAAUGGGUGACGAUAGUGAAGUAGGUUCCGACCCUAUAACGCCUCCAAGGGCAGUGACGCCGCCGGUAUCUGCCCCUCCUUCACAGUUCCACUCUCCCUCUCUUUCUCGGUCACCACUUCUUUCCUCGGCUGAUCAUAUAGAGCCAGAAGAUAAAACACCUAAGAAUUCAACUCCUAAGAUUAGAACACCACGCUUUAUUACUCCUUUGGGAAGUCCAAUUAGAAAGGCUCUUCAGCUUACUAGGCUUGACCCACAUGAUGCUUGGCUCCCCAUCACCGAGUCGAGAAACGGGAACCCGUAUUACGCUGCGUUUCAUACUCUUUGCUCAGGGAUUGGUAUUCAAGCCCUUGUUCUCCCUGUUGCCUUUACAAUUCUUGGGUGGACUUGGGGAAUCAUAACCUUGACUUUAGCCUUCAUAUGGCAACUUUACACCCUAUACUUACUGGUGCAACUCCAUGAAUCUACUGAAACCGGAAUGCGCUACAGCAGAUACAUGCAGCUUUGCAGUGUAACUUUAGGUGAGAAGUUAGCAAAAUGGCUGGCUCUGUUCCCCAUCAUGUACCUAUCAGGAGGAACAUGCGUCGCCUUGAUCAUCAUUGGGGGCCAAACUUGUAAGAUGUUCUUUGAUGUUGUAUGUGGCGGAACAUGCACAACUCAGCCACCAACCACCGUGGAAUGGUUCUUAAUUUUCACUUCUGUCGCGGUCCUUCUAUCUCAGCUGCCUAACUUGAACUCGAUAGCCGGUGUGUCACUAGUUGGAGCCAUCACGGCUUUCGGUUACUGCACCCUGAUCUGGGUUGUCUCGGUUGAGGGAAUAAUGACUGAUGUAUCAUACAAUCCGGUGCGAGGAAGUACCGAAGUUACUAGGACAUUUGAUGUUUUCAAUGCUCUUGGGAUCAUUGCUUUUGCUUUCAGAGGUCACAAUCUCAUACUUGAGAUUCAGGCAACGAUGCCUUCCGACGAGAAACAUCCCUCGCGCGUCCCUAUGUGGAAAGGAGUCAAGAUUGCGUACACACUCGUUGCAAUGUGCUUAUUCCCUCUUGCAGUUGGAGGCUAUUGGGCAUAUGGUCAAAGGAUUCCGAAAGAUGGGGGCAUGUUGACGGCCUUGUUUGUAUUCCAUGGCCAAGAUACCUCCCAAUUCAUCUUAGGAUUAACAAGUUUAUUUGUCAUAAUCAACGCGUUAAGCUCAUUCCAAAUCUACGCGAUGCCUGCAUUCGACGACAUGGAAUCUGUAUACGUUAAGAAAAAGAAGAAGGCAUUGCCGUGGUGGUCCCGAGCAAUUCUUCGGGCAAUGUUCGGGUAUGGAUGCUUCUUCGUGGCAGUAGCAAUCCCAUUCUUGGCAAGUUUUACUGGCCUAGUUGGAGGGAUAGCAUUGCCGGUGACCUUAGCUUAUCCAUGCUUCAUGUGGCUUAAGGUUAAGAAACCAAAGGCUUUUAGCCCAACUUGGUGCAUGAAUUGGGUGUUAGGUCUCUUAGGGAUGGCCCUAAGUGGGGUUUUGGUAGCUGCUGGACUUUAUGUUGUUAUUGAUACGGGUGUACAAGUUAGCUUCUUCAAUCCUCGAUAAUUAUUAAUUAAUCAAGCAGUUAA